Malania oleifera is the source of this 3436-nucleotide messenger RNA. RefSeq lists its product as uncharacterized. Bases 736 to 2787 code for a protein of 683 amino acids. The record is from RefSeq and is a predicted model, not a curated record. The transcript is spliced from 9 exons. Lineage: Eukaryota; Viridiplantae; Streptophyta; Magnoliopsida; Santalales; Ximeniaceae.
ACCACCACUAACAUAAUGUCCUAAACAAGCUUAACUUCUGACACGGUCGCAGCGGCAGCAAUGGUGGCAGCAGGGUAUGUUAGCGGUCCGGUGAUACGCGGCGGCGGCAGUGGUGCGACGCCGGCCGGCGGAUGUCAUUUCGGUGGGUGGCAACUGAAAUGAUCAGGGAGUCGGUCUCAUCACUUGGGCAAAUGUCUAAAUUGUAUUGGCCAGAGGAAAGUAAAGUUCAGAAAGACAGCAAACCAAUCAUGUAACGUCUCGUGCUCCCUGCCUUGCUCCUCCUAGUCGAUUUUCUCCUUCUGUUUGGCCACUGCGAAAAAGGCGGGAAACAGAACGCCAGGAAAGAAAAAUGCUCAAGAAUUCAUUACCAUUUAUAUUUUGAACGAUUUUCCAGACGCACUCUAAACGACUGAAUCAUAAGACGAAAAACUGGAAGACAUAUGAAGCAGUAAUAUAAUUUCAUAUCCUCGGGCGUCGGAGAGUAGUUGCGUUGCAGCGUCAGUUUCCGGCUUGAUUAGAUACUGCAUGCAAACAUUUGCAAGUGGAGGGGUUCCAAAAGUGUAAUACGAUGGUUUUCUGAAGCAUGCUCAUGGAUUAAUAAGAUAGUUCAUCAGGAUUUCAUGCAUAAAUAUACGACGAGUAACUACUGACUUAAAUCUCAUGAUCAAUCAAGAAAAUCUAGAUUCUAGUUCUGUGCAUUCUGUGAGUUCCACCAUAUUUCCCUGAAAUACAAGGAUGCAGUCUUCUUCUAAAGCACAGCAAGUUAAUAAUGCUAAAAUGAAAGUAAAAUUUCUUUCUUCUGAUGAAGUCAUCAACUUAACAUCUGGAACCAAAGGAGUAAUGCAGGUUUCAACCCGUCGUUCAGGAUCUUCAAAUGAUCCAUCUGGUUCAUUGCCUUCUACUUCCAAGAAGAAAAAUAUGGUGCCAAAACCUGUCUCUCCAAGGUGUUUCUCAUCGAUACAGAAUACAAAUCUCACAGUACUUCCAGGGGGUCUGAAACAUCAUGCACUUUGCAAUAUGCAGUCAUGUACGGCCCCUCAACGACAGCCUGUUCUAAAGUCAACAUCAAUAAAUGAUGUGGAAACCAAUCUGAGUGCCCCUUCUAAGCAGCGAUCUGCACCAGAAAGAUUAACAAACACUACAGAAGCAGAAGAUAGACCUAGAAAACGAGCUGCUCCCGCUAUAAAUGCUAAGCCAAGUUAUCAAUCUACAUUGGAAAGAUUAACAGACACUGUAGCAGAAGAAUAUAGUCCUCAAAAUUCAAUUGCUUCUGCUGUAAAUACUAAGCCUAGUUCAUGCUUUGUAGUUCCUCGGAUCAACACAAGAUAUUCUGGUUCCUUGAAAGAUGAAACCCCGAACAAAGGCCUGAGAGCCCCUUCUAAGCAAUCUGCACCAGAAAGAUUAACAAACACUACAGGAGCAGAAGAUAGACCUGGAAAACGAGGUGCUCCUGCUGUAAAUGCUAAGUCAAGUUAUCAAUCUACAUUAGAAAACUUAACAGACACUGUAGCAGCAGAAGAUAAUCCUCAAAAUUCAGUUGCUUCUGCUGUAAAUACUAAUCCUAGUUCAUGCUUUGUAGUUCCUCAGACCAAUACGAGAUACUCUGGUUCCUUGCAAGAUGAAAACUCAAGCAAUGGCGUUGAUGGUGGGUUUAACCAGGUAGCAAAGUUGGGACUGAAGGAGAAAAAAGGAAAAGUUGUGUCAGAUCCCCAAGAAGGAAUUAGCUUCCAAGCUGAUUCGGUAGAGGCUGUAAUUCCUUCAAAGGAACUUGAAGCUUCAUGGACAACACAUUCUGAUUUCUUGAAAGAUGAAAACCCAAACAAUGGCAUUCGUGGGUUUAAUCAGGAAGCAAAGUUGGGACUGAAGGAGAAAAAAGGAAAAGAAGUUGUGUCAGCUCCCCAAGAAGGAAUUAGCUUCCGAGCUGAUCCUGUAGAGGUUGUAAUGCCUUUGAAGGAACUUGAAGCUUCAAGUACUAGAUAUUGUGGUCCCUUGAAAGGUGAAAACCCAAACAAUGGCAUUGACCACAAUGCAAAGUUAGGUCUGAACGAGAAUAAAGGAAAAAUAGUGAUGACAGCUCCCCAAGAAGGAAUUAGAUUCCGAACUGAUCCUGUCGAGGUUGUGAUGCCUUUGAAGGAACUUGCAGCUUUGAGUAGGAGGGAAUGCCUGGCCCAUGUAUCAGAGAGUAUAUCCUUUGUGGCUACGAAGCCUCCUUCAGCUAGCAGUUCAGGUGGCAACUUUUGUAGUGGCACUUGUCCGAGUAACAUUGAGGCGAGUAACAUUGAGGUUCAAGAAAGAACUCUACAAAAUAUUUCACCUAACUUACGGGAAAAUCGUCAGAAUGGUCCAGCAGCAGAAGUUAUUUGGAAGGGCAGCUUUGAGGUUCUUGGUCCCAAUGUUAAUGUUGGAUUGUGUGAAGGGUUCAUUGCUCAUCCUCCUGCCAAAGUUUCUCGUAAAGCCUAUGAAUUUUCAAAACAGAUUGCUGGUGUUCUACUGUUCAAGCUGCAUCCACGAUGUGAUUUCUGGCCAGAAAUCUUUCAGAUAGAAUGCCCUGACAAAAAUGAUAUUGCGUUGUAUUUUUAUCCUGGAAAUUUUGAGAGGUCCAGGAGAAAGUACUCUCUCCUUCUAAAGUUCAUAGAGAACCAAGAUUUGGUUUUGAGGAGUUGCAUGGGAUGUGUGGAGUUACUGGUUUGUGCAUCUAGAUGCUUGCAUGAGGAUUCCCAAAAACUAGAUGGCAGCUUCUUCAUGUGGGGAGUUUACCGAAGUUUGAAGGACAGUACACAAACUUAAGGUCCAUGAUCAGCCUCUGAGACACCCUAGUCAAGGCUCAUGCCAGCCGUCCUUGUAAUGAACAGAACAUUUCAGCGGGGGAAAAAACCACGGGAACCAACAUUAAUCAGCCCAAUGGUUCUACUUUUCUGAGAUAAUUGGAGAAUGGCAGAAUAACUUUGGACGUCUGAGAAAAUCAUGGUUGAUGCCCAUACUGCCAUCAUUGAAUUUCGUUCUUGUGGACUUCAAUUCUCUUCCCCAAUGAUCAAAGAUCAUUUUUUGGUUAAAAUUGCUCAUGAUUCUUAUUAAAAAAAAAAAAAAAACCAUGUGAGAAUCAGUUAGAUCAUGGAGUUGAAGUGUGUGUAUGUCUCUCUCUCUGCCAACCUUUAAGGUGCCUUUUGAGUCGGUACAAUGGCACAUGCCUUCAUUCUCUGUGCAUGAGGGUGAUCUUUCUUCAAAUAGUAGAACUAUAGCAAACCAUUGUGCAAAUUGCAAAAUUCUUCUUGUAACAAGUGUUGGAACAGAUUUACGGCCAAUGUAUCUGUUCUGGCUGUUGACAAUAGGCGGAUUUAUAUGUAGACCUGAGUGUGGGCUAUAGGCCUAUAGCCCCACUUAAAAACCAAAAAAUCCUUUUAUAUAUGUAUAUAUUUGGAGAUCCCUUUUCUGGAAA